CGGAGCCUCCCACCGACCCGGGACAAGCGCCCCGCGGCGCGGCCGCCGUCGCCGCUACCGCGUCGGGGCCUCGGGCUGCCGGCGGCUCCGCUGAUGUCCCAGGCGCCUUGGCGGGCGGCCCGCGGGCUGCGGGAGUGCGGGCGCGGCCGCGAGGGCCGGGACCAGGAGUUGACUUCAUCUCUACCUGGUGCAUCUCUGGCAGAACGUGAGGAAAACAACACCCCCAUUGUUCUUUGGCAUGGACGCAGGUUCAUCGGGAGGAGUAGAAGUGGCUGAUCAGACUCCUGUUUUGCUGGGGAGGACGGCCAUGGCAGCUAGCCUCACGGACGCAGGACAUUCAUUUAGUGGGCCGCCUAACCCUUUAGUGAAUAGAGCUAGUAAAUUCCAGAACUCAGCAGUGGAAGACGAUGAUGAUGUUGUGUUUAUCGAGCCUGUACAGCCUCCUCCGCCUUCUGCUCCAGUGGUGGCCGAUCAAAGAGCCGUGACAUUUACGUCAUCGAAAAAUGAAGAGCUACAAGGAAAUGACUCCAAAAUUCUUCCUUCCUCAAAAGAAUUGGCUUCUCAGAAGGGAAGUGUAAGUGAGACAAUUGUCAUCGAUGAUGAAGAGGACAUGGAAACAAAUCAAGGGCAAGAGAAAAAUUCCUCCAAUUUUAUUGAACGGAGACCACCCGAGUCUAAAAACAGAACCAAUGAUGUGGAUUUCUCCACUUCCAGUUUUUCAAGAAGUAAGGUAAAUGCAGGAAUGGGUAAUAGUGGUAUCACCACAGAACCAGACUCUGAAAUUCAGAUUGCUAAUGUUACGACCUUAGAAACAGGUGUCAGCUCUGUGAGUGAUGGCCAAUUAGAAAAUACUGACGGGCGAGAUAUGAACCUAAUGAUCACACACGUAACAUCACUGCAGAAUACCAGCUUGGGAGAUGUCUCUAACGGACUGCAGUCGAGUAACUUUGGUGUUAAUUUGCAAACAUACACCCCGUCUUUAACUUCACAGACCAAGACUGCAGUAGGACCUUUUAAUCCUGGUAGAAUGAAUGUGGCAGGAGACGUAUUUCAGAACGGAGAGUCUGCAGCUCAUCACAAUCCUGAUUCUUGGAUCUCCCAGUCAGCAUCCUUCCCCCGAAAUCAGAAACAGCCAGGGGUGGAUUCUUUAUCACCAGUGGCCUCGCUUCCUAAACAGAUCUUCCAGCCUUCUGCCCAACAGCAACCCACUAAACCAGUUAAAGUCACUUGUGCAAACUGCAAAAAGCCUUUACAGAAGGGACAGACAGCUUAUCAGCGAAAAGGAUCAGCUCACCUCUUCUGUUCUACCACCUGCCUCUCUUCCUUCUCUCACAAGCCUGCUCCAAAGAAACUUUGUGUUAUGUGUAAAAAGGAUAUAACUACAAUGAAAGGAACCAUUGUUGCUCAAGUGGAUUCGAGCGAAUCCUUCCAGGAAUUCUGUAGUACAUCUUGUCUGUCUCUUUAUGAAGACAAACAGAAUCCUACUAAAGGAGCUCUGAAUAAAUCAAGAUGUACAAUUUGUGGUAAACUAACAGAGAUUCGCCAUGAAGUUAGCUUUAAAAAUAUGACUCAUAAGCUGUGCAGUGACCACUGCUUUAAUAGAUACAGAAUGGCCAAUGGUCUAAUAAUGAAUUGCUGUGAGCAGUGUGGGGAGUACCUGCCCAGCAAAGGUGCUGGAAACAAUGUCCUGGUUAUCGAUGGUCAGCAGAAGAGAUUUUGCUGCCAGAGUUGUGUCAGUGAGUACAAGCAGGUAGGUAGCCAUCCAGGCUUUCUGAAGGAGGUUCGCGAUCACAUGCAGGACUCUUUCUUCAUGCAGCCCGAGAAAUAUGGAAAACUGACCACUUGCACUGGCUGCCGAACGCAGUGCAGGUUUUUUGAUAUGACUCAGUGCAUAGGCCCUAAUGGGUAUAUGGAGCCCUACUGUUCAACGGCUUGCAUGAACAAUCACAAGACGAGGUGUGCAAAAUCACAAAGUUUGGGAAUUAUUUGCCAUUUUUGUAAGCGAAACUCUUUACCUCAGUAUCAAGCCACAAUGCCUGAUGGAAAACUGUAUAACUUUUGCAAUUCCAAUUGUGUGGCUAAAUUCCAGGCUCUCAGCAUGCAGUCAUCUCCCAACGGCCAGUUUGUAGCUCCAAGUGAUAUUCAGUUGAAGUGCAACUAUUGCAAAAAUUCCUUUUGUUCAAAGCCAGAAAUCCUGGAAUGGGAGAACAAAGUGCAUCAAUUCUGCAGCAAAACUUGUUCAGAUGACUAUAAGAAGCUGCACUGCAUAGUUACAUAUUGCGAAUACUGUCAAGAGGAGAAGACUCUUCACGAAACAGUGAAUUUCUCUGGAGUUAAGAGACCUUUCUGUAGUGAAGGCUGCAAACUGUUGUACAAACAGGAUUUUGCAAGGCGUUUAGGAUUGAGGUGUGUGACUUGCAACUACUGCUCUCAGUUGUGUAAGAAGGGGGCGACGAAGGAGCUGGACGGCGUGGUGAGGGACUUCUGCAGCGAGGACUGCUGCCGGCGGUUCCAAGACUGGUACUACAAGGCUGCAAGGUGUGACUGCUGUAAAUCUCAAGGCACCCUGAGGGAGAGGGUGCAGUGGCGAGGGGAGAUGAAGCAUUUCUGCGACCAGCACUGCUUGUUGCGUUUCUACUGUCAGCAGAACGAGCCCAACAUGACAACCCAGAAAGGACCUGAAAACUUACAUUAUGAUCAGGGUUGUCAGACGUCCCGAACCAAAAUGACAGGCUCAGCACCACCCCCUUCUCCAACCCCCAACAAGGAGAUGAAGAACAAGGCAGUUCUGUGCAAACCUUUGACCAUGACGAAGGCAACUUACUGCAAACCGCACAUGCAGAGCAAGUCUUGUCAGACAGAUGGUGAGUGGAGGACAGAGUACGUCCCGGUGCCCAUCCCAGUGCCCGUGUACGUGCCGGUGCCCAUGCACAUGUACAGCCAGAGCAUCCCCGUGCCCAUGACCGUUCCUGUGCCCGUGCCGGUCCCCGUGUUUCUGCCCGCCCCCUCGGCCAGCAGUGAGAAGGUCCCCGCGGCAGCCCAGGAGCUCAAAAGCACCGUCUCUGCAGAUGCCCUGGGCGCAGAGCUGCCGACAGUGGCCGACGUGGCUGAGGACGAGGGCAAGGCAGAGGGCGCCGACAUCCACAGUGUAAUUAUUGAAACGGACAUAAUUGGUUCAGAUCUCUUGAAGAACUCUGACCCAGAGACACAGUCCAACAUGCCUGAUGUACCAUAUGAACCACAUUUGGACAUUGAAAUAGAUUUCCCCAGAGCUGCUGAGGAGCUUGAUAUGGAAAAUGAGUUUUUAUUACCACCUGUUUUUGGAGAAGAAUAUGAGGAACAGCCUAGACCUCGAUCUAAAAAAAAGGGAGCCAAGAGGAAGGCAGUGUCAGGGUACCAGUGUCAUGACGACAGUUCUGACAACUCGGAAUGCAGCUUCCCUUUCAAGUACACGUACGGGGUAAACGCCUGGAAACACUGGGUCAGAACGAGGCAGCUUGAUGAAGAUCUUCUGGUGUUAGAUGAGCUAAAAUCUCCUAAGUCAGUAAAGUUAAAAGAGGAUCUACUCUGUCACACCACGGCUGAGCUUGACUAUGGCUUGGCCCAUUUUGUCAAAGAGAUCCGAAGGCCAAAUGGGGAGAAUUAUGCACCUGACAGCAUCUAUUAUCUUUGUCUCGGGAUUCAAGAGUACUUGUAUGGUAGUAAUCGAAAAGACAACAUAUUUAUUGAUCCAGGAUUCCAGACAUUUGAGCAAGAAAUGAAUAAAAUACUCCGAAGUUGGCAACCAAGCAUACUUCCAGAUGGGUCGAUAUUUUCUCGAGUUGAAGAAGAUUAUCUCUGGAGGAUAAAACAGCUAGGAUCACACUCUCCAGUAGCUCUUCUGAAUACCCUGUUCUACUUUAACACUAAGUAUUUUGGCCUGAAAACAGUGGAACAGCACUUAAGGCUUUCCUUUGGCACUGUGUUUAGGCAUUGGAAAAAAAACCCUUUAACAAUGGAAAACAAAGCAUGUCUUCGAUACCAAGUGUCUUCCUUAUGUGGAACAGAUAACGAAGAUAAAAUUACUACUGGAAAAAGAAAACAUGAAGAUGAUGAGCCAGUAUUUGAACAAAUUGAAAAUACAGCCAAUCCUUCUAGAUGUCCUGUGAAAAUGUUUGAAUGCUACUUGUCUAAAAGGGUGGCUGUGGGGAUGAGAUGAAUAGUUGCUGGAGUGCUUUCUGUGGGAAAGCCCACGAGGUAUUGUUGAGACGGUCUCCAAGUAAAGCUCGGUAAGUGGUUCAGCUGUGAGCCCAAUUCAGGUCUUCCCCGGGCCUGAGUCUCCUUCACCCCUCUGCUGUCCACGUGCUGUUCUGGUCUACGCCGGCUAUCCAGGAACUGCUUCCACUGAUAGAAGGAAUGUUUCGUAAGCAUCUACCAAGACUGGAGUGAAGGCUGAGCUGCAGCACAAUUCUGGAAGGUAGGCAGAUGGACUUGGGGGCCACGAACAGCCGCCCCCGGAGCAGGUGCCCUGCCUGCGCCUCAUCCGCUGCUCUGUCCACCCACUGUUUCUCCUCGAUUAUUUUCAGACCUUUUCCUCUCUCCUCAGUCUAACACUUUCCCCCAUACUGAAGCUCAGGGGUCAGCAAACUCAUGUAAAGGACCAGAGAGUCAAUAUUUUAGGCAACAUGAAGCAUGGUAUGUGGGCACUUGCAAGAGAAAGCAAAUUUCCACCGAUUUUUUACUGACCAAAUUCGAAAUAUAAUAAUUGAGUACAACAUUUCCUAAUACACAGCUACAAUGAGGAGGACGGAAGGUUUCACUGUCAUCAAAAUUGAUGGCAAAUGUUCCCCUCUUAGCUUUUAUGUAUUUCACCUUUGAAAAUGCGUUUUCAAACGUAAGUGCGGCCACAUUUCUCUCAGUCUGUGAGCACAGGGUUUUAAUUAAGCAUGUUUCUCACUUGGGAGGCGUUUGUACAACUUCCUAGAUUUUGAUACUUGAUGUUUGCCUCUUAGCAAGUCAUUAUGUUGCAGAUUCAUCACUUCCAACUGAAGAUUAGAGGGAAUCUCCUCAGUUGCAAAAGGUAAAUAAAAUUUGAAAUACGGAAUUUUCCUUUACAAUUGCAAUGGUCUUUGAAAAACACUGCUGGAUCUGUCGUUUGAGCUUGGAAAAUAUACCUGCUCUACGUGUGUGGGAAACGUGUGGGAACCGAGAUGUUGCUGCUUUCACUUGGGACAGCCUGAGAAGUGACGUUACUUGGGAUUCAGGCAGCGUUCGUUGCUGGAAGUAACUGCGGUGUGCUUUGUGUACAAGCACUGCUUUGGAGAACACUUUGUUUUGAUGUGGUGGGUUUGCACUGGUAAGAAAUAAAUACGUGCCAUGGGGGCGCAGGGCGGUACACUCAGUGCUCAUCAGUUUAGGUUGACUUUAUUCGGGAACUUCUUCAAGCCUGCAGCAACAGCUGAUUUCCCGUGACAGUGGGUGGGUGCCGCUCCGCCUGUUCAGCCCGGGGGCCUCCUGGCCGUGGACCGCGUGUGGCCUCUGACCCAACACCAGGGGCUCGCCCUGACACCUCUGGCUUGGUGUUCAUCUCAGGGCGCGCUGGUGAGCGGAUAACCCCCUGAACACUUCCAUUUCAACGAAGGCGGCUUCUACUCCACGCGCGUUUUUGCACCGUUACUCACCUCUUCCCAGAUACCACUUUCAGGUUUUCCUGAGUGAGUGUUGCGUCAGCUUGUUUGAAGAUAUUCUUGUCUGUAGUUGUCACCUAUAGACAAAUCAUGGAGGCCAGACUUCAGGCCCUUCAGACUUGGCAUUGACUUCUUGGAGAGACAGCUGAGCAGUUUGGGUAAAAAAUCUUUUCACUCUUCAAGAGCUGAGGAAAAGCACUUGAAAACAUUUGCCUCAUUUUUCAAUUUUUGACUCUUCAACUCUGAGCUACUCUUUUGCCGAAAGGCUGCGCUUGUUUUCUCUGGAUACGUUUCUUUGGCUGCUGCAGUCAGAUGAUUUGAUUUGAUCCAUAAAUGCGCACCUGGCUGACAGAUGAGCCGCUCGGAAGCUUACUUUGGUUGCAGCCUCAUUCGGAUGUUUAUGUUUUGUGAGGAAACCCUGCUGGAAUGAGGUAUUGCAUCUUGCGUUUUCCAGCGUUCUGACCGUCGCUCUCCCGUAAGUUGGAAACACUGGGAUGGAGCCCCCGUCUGGUCGUGUUGUGCAUGUUGCAUUCCUUCAGCACAGCCGGGGGGGUCUUUGCAAAAGCAGCACAACAAACGCCCUGUAAUUCAAUAACAGUAAUGCAGCAUGACAUUUGGAGAACAUUUUGUUUCAACGUGGUGGGUUUGCACUGGUAAAAAAAAAUAAAUAUGUGACCCGGGGGCACGGGCAAUACACCCAGCACGCGAAGCACUGCCUGCCCGCUGCUGGGAGAGGCCGGACCACCCUGUGCAUCUAAGCUGCCCUGGAUGACGCGCAGCUGCAAAGGCAUGGAUGGCUGUGUUCCCAGAAGACUUCAGUGGUGGACAGUGAAAUUUAAAUUUAUGUCACGAAAUAUUUUAAAUUAAUUUCCGAACCAUUAAAAAACGUAAAAAAGUCAUCGUUGGCUAGUGUGCUGCGCAGAAACAGGCGGCGGGUGAGGUGUGCUGAGUCGCUUGGCCUGCCUCUUACUUCAGUGGAAAACACGAGAGGUGUCCCCGCCGGCAGAAGGCUCCGUGGGUCCCCGUCACAUUCACGUGGGCCUCUCCUGCCAGCCUGCGCUCCCUUGCAGGGCUUGUCUUUCAAAAUCCUCUGAAAUUCCCCGCACGCUGUGGCAGAAUUCCUCAGAGUUGUCUGUCCUCGUGGUCCUUAACUCCUGUUUUCUCUUAAAUGUUGAGAAGCUUUCUGUCCGUCAUCCCACUAGGCGAGCUCACCGUGUCACCAGGACCCGUGGAGACGCUGAGGCCUCGUGUUACUAGCCGGUCAGCAGCUGCAGGUCACUGCCUCUUUCUGAAAUGCUUUCUAAAACUUAGUUUCCCGUAUUCUACGUUCUCCUGAUUCUUCUACUUCAUAUAACGCCUCUUCUUGGUAUUUUGAUAAUAUCCCCCUUGUCCUCUGACCUCUAAAAGCUGGGGCGUCUGUUCUAUUAACUGAGCCCUUUGGGCUCUCGUGUGGGCUUAGUGGCUCUCAGUGCCGUCGAUACACUAUGGACUUCAUCACACGUGUGAAAAUAAACAUAUCCAAACUGAGGAAUAAAGGGAAGAAUGGCUUUAUUUUGCUGUAGUACUUUAGCUGCAUUAACUCAGUUGACACAAUCGCUGUGAAAGCCAGGCUUUUACGAUCUGUAAAAGGCCAGAUAGUAACCAUUUUAGGCUUUGUGGGCCUCUUGGCAAUUUUGUCUCAUGUUCUUCUUUGAGUUUUUUCAACCUUUUAAAAAUGUAAAAAUCAUUCUCAGCUCACAGGCCAUGCAGACACAGGCUGUGGGCCAGAUCUGGGCUGUGGGUUGUGUGCUGGCCUCACUAGGAGCCAUUGUAGGGUAGUUGUAUUAUCCCCAUUUUGCAGAUGGAGAAACUGAGGUACAAAGAGGCUGAGUAACUUGCCCAAGCUCACCAGCUAGGAGGUGAUGGAACUAGGGUUCCCACGGGUGGCUCCAGACACCACGUGUUCAGUCACUACACUAGUGUCUAGAAGGCUAAAUACGUCCAACAAAGAGCUAAUGAUUUACGCCCCAGCAUCCCAGGAAUUGGAUUGAGCAGAUACCCUGAAGAUAGGGUGUAGUAGAUGGUUUAAAAGUCUGUAAAAGAAGCCGUUUAGCCCUUUCCAAAAUCCUCUGCCCCAGCAAUGCUGCGUUCCCCACGCCCAUGGGGUCUGGAGGCUCAGGGGAGGGUGAGGCCAAGGGCCGCAGACGCCAGGGGGGACUGACAGGAGGGCUGGUGGGAGACCCAGCCUAGCGCCCAGGAAGCUGGAGAUCUGGGGCACCCCCCACCCCGGGAAACAGACAAGCCCAGGACAGGAGGCAGAGACCCCACAGUCUGCUCCCCACGGUGAGCCUUCCUUGAGUCUGGCAGGAGCCCCUGCUCAUGUCCACAGCCUCCUGUCAGGUGUCUUCUCGUUCUGGAGAAAGGACAGACACUUCCAACUGGAAAGAUGGACAUCCAAAUAAAAGGAAGGUGCAAGAAAAAACUACUGUGGAGGAAGCAGAAGAAAACUUUUAAAAAGUUUAAAAGUGAUAUUCGAGGGAAGAUAAACACAGGAAGCAGUCAGAAGCUAUGGAAAAGGAAUGUUAGAUUAAAAAUGCGAUGGAGGGACUUCCCUGGUGGUGCAGUGGUUAAGAAUCCACCUGCCAAUGCAGGGGACACGGGUUCGAGCCCUGGUCUGGGAAGAUCCCACGUGCCGUGGAGCAGCUAAGCCCGUGUGGCACAACUACUGAGCCUGCGCUCUAGAGCCCACGAGCCACAACUACUGAGCCUGUGCUCUAGAGUCCAUGAGCCACAGCUACUGAAGCCCGCGCGCCUAGAGCCCGUGCUCCGCUACAAGAGAAGCCACCGCAAUGAGAAGCCCGUGCACGGCAACGAAGAGUAGCCCCCGCUCGCCACAACUAGAGAAAGCCUGCGCGCAGCAAUGAAGACCCAACACAGCCAAAAAUAAAUAAAUAAAAAUUUAAAAUAUAUACGAUGGAAAUACGCAGUAGAAAGACUGGAUAACAAGGUUGGGAAGAUUUACAUAAAGGCGAGCAAGAAGAUGAGAAAGAGCAAAGUAUGAGAGAGAAAAGAAAAUUUGAGUUUCGGCCUAGGAGGUCCAAUGUGAAACAACCAGAACUUCCAGAAAGAACAGAAAAUGCAGGGGAGGAAGAUGGAACAGGGCCCAGGGCGCACAGAGUGACUAAAGACUUCUGUGACCCAAGACACAUCGUUGGGAAAUUUAAAAAGUCUGCAUGUGAAGAAAAGAUUCUAAAGGGAAGGAUUAAAAAAACAAAACAUCACAUACAAAAGAUCAGGAGUCAGAAUGUCAUCAGGCUUUUUAGCAGCAGUGCUGGGAGAUAGAAAAUGACGGCACAGUGCCUUUAAAAUUGUGACAAAAGUGAUUUCCAGUUUGGAAUUCGGUAGCUUGCCAGACUACCAGGAUGUGUUCAGAUAUGCAAUUCUCAGAAAGUUUACCUUUUGGAUACAUUUGUCAAAAAGCAACUCAAUUCCCCCCAAAAUGAGGUGACCAAGGAGGAGAGGGAAGAUGUGGGUCCAGGAACAGGAUGGGCGGGAGGUGACAGGUCGGGACCAGGGUGCGUCUCUCCCGGCCCUGCCUUGUGGUGCUGGAGCUGGACCCGCACAAGUCUCCUUUGUGAUGUCACAGUGUCAGGUCUCGCUGGAGGGCACUGGAGGGCCUGGAGAGAGUAAGGGGCUGGCUUCUCUUGGGUUUCAGGCGUCGGUUUUCUCUUUUCCAGGCAAGACGGCCAGGUUUCACUGAAACCUCAGCACUGGUACAUCACCCACCUUUUCUGCCGCCAGGAGGUCACAAGCACAGGUCUCUGCCCCGGGGGGAGGGCGCUCUCUCCCCGUCCCAGAGACAGCAGCUGCUCCCUAGCCCCGAUGUUUCCACACUUAGAGUUGUCAAUUCCCUAAUUACUAGUAAAUAAUUGUGUUAAAUUUUCUCUGUUCAUAUUACUGGUGUGCUGUCUCCUGGCUGGACCCUGACUGCACACACGGUACUAUAAACACUGAAACGUAUUUUGCCAAAAUGUGGGAUGUGGUUGUGUUGGGACAGUGGUGUAGGGAGACGUUUCUGGGUGGGUACGCGAAGGGUGUGUGUAGAAGCGGGGCCAGUCUUCUGUGGUGGGGAGUCAGGAGAUGACAUUACACAUUUUAAAAGUCAAGAAAAUGCACUGCAAGUAUGUUUAGAAAUACGGUUGUAAUGACCAGAAGAAAGAGCUAAGUGAUAUGGAAGUUCUUGCCUUUGGGCAACAGGACAGGAAUCACGAGUGUGACAGGAGACGGCUAGGUCUUGCUAUUUGCCC
Messenger RNA from Balaenoptera acutorostrata (minke whale), 9952 nucleotides. It is a transcript of the gene ZMYM2, whose product is annotated as zinc finger MYM-type containing 2. The transcript is spliced from 25 exons. Lineage: Eukaryota; Metazoa; Chordata; Mammalia; Artiodactyla; Balaenopteridae. Gene Ontology annotation, molecular function: zinc ion binding. The record is from RefSeq and is a predicted model, not a curated record. The coding region runs from base 239 to 4198 and encodes 1319 amino acids.